This is a messenger RNA of Myodes glareolus (Bank vole), 1829 nucleotides long. It is a transcript of the gene Gdf6, whose product is annotated as growth differentiation factor 6. NCBI's taxonomy places the organism in Eukaryota, Metazoa, Chordata, Mammalia, Rodentia, Cricetidae. Gene Ontology annotation, molecular function: growth factor activity; cytokine activity. The record is from RefSeq and is a predicted model, not a curated record. Gene Ontology annotation, cellular component: extracellular region. Gene Ontology annotation, biological process: BMP signaling pathway.
GUCACUGGCUCGCCAUGGACUCUCCUAGGGUCCUGCUCUUGGCGAUCUUCCUCAUCAGUUUCUUCUGGGAUUUGCCGGGUUUCCAACAGGCUUCCAUCUCUUCUUCCUCCUCCACGGAACUGGACUCCACCAAAGACGUGAGGAGCCGCAAAGAAGGGAAGAUGCCGAGGAUACCACAAGAGAGUGCGGAGGGACGGACGCCCCAGGAGCACCAGCCGAGGCAGAGCGAACUCCGGCUGCGGCCGCCUGCACAGUCUCAGGGGCAGGAGCCUCCGGGCAGGGGCCCGCGCGUGGUGCCCCACGAGUACAUGCUGUCAAUCUACAGGACUUACUCCAUUGCCGAGAAGUUGGGCAUCAAUGCCAGCUUUUUCCAGUCUUCCAAGUCAGCUAAUACGAUCACUAGCUUUGUAGACAGAGAACUGGACGAUCUCUCGCACACUCCUCUCCGGAGACAGAAGUAUUUGUUUGAUGUGUCCACGCUCUCAGACAAAGAAGAGCUGGUGGGCGCAGAGCUGAGGCUUUAUCGCCAGGCGUCCCCAGUGCCCUCGGGGCCACCAGCCCGACGGCUGCACGUGCAGCUCUUUCCGUGUCUGUCCCCUCUGCUGUUGGACGCCAGGUCCCUAGAUCUUCAGGGGCCAACUCAGGCCGGCUGGGAAGUCUUCGACGUGUGGCAGGGUCUGCGCCCUCAGCCGUGGAAGCAGCUGUGCUUGGAGUUGCGGGCAGCCUGGAGCGAGGUGGACGCCGGGGACACCGAGGCGCGAGCGAGUGGUCCCCAGCAGCCACCGCCUCCCGACCUGCGGAGUCUGGGCUUCGGACGGAGGAUGCGGCCGCCCCAAGAGCGCGCCCUGCUCGUGGUGUUCACCAGAUCCCAGCGCAAGAACCUGUUCGCCGAGAUGCGCGAGCAGCUGGGCUCUGCCGAGGCGGCAGGAACCGAGGGGUCAUGGCCAGCGCCGUCGGGUGCUCCAGACGCCGGGCCUUGGCUGCCCUCGCCCGGCCGCCGGCGGCGACGCACCGCUUUCGCCAGUCGCCACGGCAAGCGACACGGCAAGAAGUCCAGGCUGCGCUGCAGUAGAAAGCCCUUGCACGUGAAUUUCAAGGAAUUAGGCUGGGACGACUGGAUUAUCGCGCCCCUAGAGUACGAGGCCUAUCACUGCGAGGGCGUGUGCGACUUCCCGCUGCGUUCGCAUCUGGAGCCCACCAACCACGCCAUCAUCCAGACGCUGAUGAACUCCAUGGACCCGGGCUCCACCCCGCCCAGCUGCUGCGUUCCUACCAAAUUGACUCCCAUCAGCAUCCUGUACAUCGACGCGGGCAAUAAUGUGGUCUACAAGCAGUACGAGGACAUGGUGGUGCAGUCCUGCGGCUGCAGGUAGCGGUGCGGGGCCGUCCGCCGCCCGGGCCAGGGACCGUGGAGGGAGGCGUGAUUGCUGAGAGGCGGAGCAGGAGCUGGCCUGAAGAGGCCACGAGUCGGGGACAUCCUGGAAGUAGAAGCAGUGGGAGAGGAGGCAGCCCAGCCCUCCCCGAAUCUUCCACUCGCCAACCCAGAAGCAGUUAAGGGUUUUUACACUUUGCCUGGCCACCCUGGAAAGACUAGACAAGGAUUGUUUUCUUUUUCUUUUCUUUAUUACUAUGGCUUUGGGUUUUGUUGUGUCUCCUAGAUUUUGGUAGGAGAUGGAAGGAGGAGGAGAGAUGGGUAUCUGUCCUCAAAAGUUCCCUGGAUGAGGGUGGGGACACGGGAGGGAGGAAGGAACCAAUCGCUUUUCUCCGCAUCUCGGACUUGUGUGAGAAAGUGGGGUCUUUGUGUCUUUCCAGCUACGUCAUAGCUGACG